AUGGGGAAGCCCGAAAGCCCAGUAGGGAUGGCGGAGAUUGCUGGCCGGUCAGGGCAGAAGCACCGACGCUUCCUGGAGGGGGGGCUGCUGCUGCUGCUGCUCCUGGUGACGGGCGCCCUGGUGGCCCUGGGCUUCCUCUACGCCAACAGCAGAGGGAGGCAGCUGCCGCUCUUUACUGGCUGGCUUCGCUUCUCAAAGGAAGAGAAGACCAUUGUAGAACGAAAACCCCGAGCCAUCAGACGGCCCAAGGAGAUGAGCGAAGUCUGCACCACCCCCGGUUGCGUGAUGGCUGCCGCCAGGAUCCUCCAGAACAUGGACCCGUCCAGGGAGCCGUGUGACGACUUCUACCAGUAUGCAUGCGGGGGCUGGCUGCGGCGCCACGUCAUCCCCGAGACCAACUCCCGCUACAGCGUCUUUGACAUCCUUCGCGAUGAGCUGGAGGUCAUCCUCAAAGGGGUGCUGGAGAAUUCCACCACCAAGGACCGGCCAGCCGUGCAGAAGGCCAAGACGCUGUACCGCUCCUGCAUGAACGAGAGCAUCAUAGAGAAGCGAGACUCUCAGCCCCUGCUGGACAUCUUAGAGGUGGUGGGCGGCUGGCCGGUGGCCAUGGACAAGUGGAAUGACACCAUCGGCCCCGGAUGGGAGCUGGAGCAGCAGCUGGCCGUGAUGAACACGCAGUUCAACAGGCGUGUCCUCAUCGACCUCUUCAUCUGGAACGACGACCAGAACUCCAGCCGCCACAUCAUCUACAUCGACCAGCCCACCUUGGGCAUGCCGUCCCGGGAGUACUAUUUCAAGGAGGGCAGCAACCGGAAGGUGCGGGAAGCCUACCUGCAGUUCAUGGUGUCGGUGGCCACGAUGCUGCGGGCGGACAUGAACCUCCCCGAGAACGGCCACCUGGUGUGGCAGGACAUGCUGCUGGUGCUGGAGCUGGAGACGAAGCUGGCGAAUGCCACGGCCCCCCAGGAGGAGAGGCACGACGUCACCGCCCUGUACCACAGGAUGGGCCUGGAGGAGCUCCAGAGCCAGUUUGGCCUGAAGGGAUUUAACUGGACUGUCUUCAUACAAUCUGUGCUGUCCUCUGUCAAAAUCAAGCUGCUGCCAGAUGAAGAAGUGGUGGUCUACGGCAUCCCCUACCUCCAACAUCUUGAAGACAUCAUUGACAUCUACUCAGCCAGGACCCUGCAGAACUACCUGGUCUGGCGCCUGGUGCUGGACCGCAUCAGCAGCCUAAGCCAGCGAUUCAAGGAUGCACGCGCAAACUACCGCAAGGCGCUGUACGGCACGACAGUGGAGGAGGUGCGCUGGCGGGAGUGUGUCAGCUACGUCAACAGCAACAUGGAGAGCGCCGUGGGCUCCCUCUACGUCAAGGAGGCUUUCCCCGGAGACAGCAAGAACAUGGUCAGAGAGCUCAUCGACAAGGUGCGGGCAGUCUUCGUGGAGACCCUGAAUGAGCUGGGCUGGAUGGACGAGGCGUCCAGGAAGAAGGCCAAGGAGAAGGCCAUGAGCAUGCGGGAGCAGAUUGGGUACCCCGACUACCUCCUGCAGGAGAGGAACAAGCACCUGGACGAGGAGUAUUCCAAUCUGAACUUCUCGGAGGACCUGUACUUUGAGAACGGUCUGCAGAACCUCAAGGCCAGCGCCCAGCGGAGCCUGAAGAAGCUUCGGGAGAAGGUGGACCAGAACCUCUGGAUCAUCGGGGCCGCCGUGGUUAACGCGUUCUACUCCCCAAACCGAAACCAGAUUGUGUUCCCCGCUGGGAUCCUCCAGCCUCCCUUCUUCAGCAAGGAGCAGCCACAGGCCUUGAACUUCGGGGGCAUUGGAAUGGUGAUUGGGCACGAGAUCACCCACGGCUUUGACGACAAUGGGCGGAACUUCGACAAGAAUGGCAACAUGCUGGAUUGGUGGAGUAACUUCUCGGCCCAGCACUUCCGGGAGCAGUCAGAGUGCAUGAUCUACCAGUACGGGAACUACACCUGGGACCUGGCGGACGAGCAGAAUGUGAACGGGUUCAGCACACUCGGGGAGAACAUCGCCGACAACGGAGGGGUGCGGCAGGCGUACAAGGCUUACCUAAAGUGGAUAGCAGAGGGCGGCAAGGAUCAGCAGCUGCCAGGACUGGAUCUGACCUACGACCAGCUGUUCUUCAUCAACUACGCCCAGGUGUGGUGCGGGUCCUACCGGCCGGAGUUCGCCGUGCAGUCCAUCAAGACUGACGUCCACAGUCCCCUGAAGUACAGGGUGCUGGGCUCGCUGCAGAACCUGGCCGCCUUCGCGGACGCGUUCCACUGCGUCCGGGGCACCCCCAUGCACCCCCAGGAGCGAUGCCGCGUCUGGUAGCCAAGGCUGAGCCGCGCUGC
Diceros bicornis minor is the source of this 2360-nucleotide messenger RNA. It is a transcript of the gene MMEL1, whose product is annotated as membrane metalloendopeptidase like 1. Gene Ontology annotation, cellular component: plasma membrane. NCBI's taxonomy places the organism in Eukaryota, Metazoa, Chordata, Mammalia, Perissodactyla, Rhinocerotidae. Bases 1 to 2340 code for a protein of 779 amino acids. The record is from RefSeq and is a predicted model, not a curated record. Gene Ontology annotation, molecular function: metalloendopeptidase activity. Gene Ontology annotation, biological process: protein processing. The transcript has 23 exons.